Molecule: messenger RNA, 1880 nt
Organism: Paralichthys olivaceus (Japanese flounder)
Lineage: Eukaryota; Metazoa; Chordata; Actinopteri; Pleuronectiformes; Paralichthyidae
Gene: trappc6bl
Product: trafficking protein particle complex subunit 6B, like
Biological process (GO): regulation of GTPase activity; endoplasmic reticulum to Golgi vesicle-mediated transport
Cellular component (GO): trans-Golgi network; TRAPP complex; cis-Golgi network
Source: RefSeq, a predicted model, not a curated record
UUGUAAUAUCACCCGGCGUGCUUUUUGCAUGCACUGCGGCACAAGCUUCGUUUGUGGCAUCCACUUCAGCUCGAUAAGCUGUAUGAGUUUGUGUGUGAGUUCUCUGUAUGACAGCAGUUAGUGUGAGGGGUGAGGAAAACAAACACUGGGAACCGUUUUCUUGCCAUUUAAUGGUCUGACUCACGCUAACACCGCCUGCGCGAAUUCAGUGGAGCGUCCUGGCGUGAAUAUCGAACGCAAUCUAGGAAGAGGGCUCAUAUUUACUCUGUGUCUGCUUCAGUAGUUUGACAGGGAUGACAGACGAGGCCCUGUUUGAAUUUCUCCACAUGGAGAUCGUGUCCCAUGUUUACAAGGAGCAGCAAGCCAGUAAUGGAGGGAUGGACAACAAGGACAGAGCUGUCUGUGUCUCUGUCCUCGAAGGCAUGGGCUUCAGGGUGGGACAAGGACUCAUUGAGAGGUUGACCAGAGACUCUCCCAGCUUUAAGGAUGAGCUGGAUAUAAUGAAGUUCAUCUGUAAAGACUUCUGGACAAAGGUGUUCAGGAGGCAGAUUGACAACCUCCGAACAAACCAUCAGGGUACCUAUGUUCUACAGGACAACAAGUUUGCUCUUUUGACUCAGCUCUCCAGUGGAAAACAGUACCUGGAUCAGGCUCCUAAGUAUCUCGCUUUUUCGUGUGGCAUGGUGAGAGGAGCUCUGUCUAACAUUGGUCUGGACAGUGUGGUGACAGCUGAGGUCUCUGUCAUGCCGUCCUGUAAGUUCCAGGUGGUGAUCCAGAAGUUGUGACCUGAUCCUCUUUGCCACCGUGGUGCAGAUGAACAGGCCCCUGUGGGGUUCUGUUAAUCCUAAAGAGGGAUAGCUGUUCGUGUCCUCCCACCGAGCAAGCCAACCACAGAGGGAAUCAAACACCACCCUGGUUUCCAUAGCCGGGGACGAGCCAGGUUUUUGCUGAUAACCUGUUACCCCUGACAGAGCAAACAGCAUUGGACAGAGUUUAUCUUUUACUUGUGGUCGUCUGAUAAAGAAGAUUUGUUUUAUUCCUUUUGCUUCUUCACUUUGAUAAAUGGUUACUUUUCCACUCUUUCAACUAAAUAUUCUAUGGUGUUCUCAAUUUUAGUUUUAACUAAAUGAGUUCAGUCAAAACCUGACUGACCCCACUUAAAAAAAUAACUGUCAGUGGCUGUGAAUGCAGUAAUGUAAAUGUGAAUGUAUUGUUCAUGAGAAGGUAACUUAAUAAUCUCUGUAACAUGUUGCAAUGUGGAUUUAAGAAAUAAUUGGAAAUUAAAAAAAUAACAAAAUGAAGGACAAGACAUUGAUUUAGAUGAUACAGGCCAUUUUUAUUUAGCAUGCAUCCAAAUAAAAGCUACUGAGCAUUUAAAAAUGAUUCCACAUGACACAUCAGAUUUCUUAUUAAGCUCUUGUUUUGCUGUAACAGCACCUGGUGCUUUGUUCUGCCUUGUAGCUGGUUGUAGUCAGUUAUUUAAACUUCAGCUCAGUUAUGUUAUAUUACUAUAUGUGGUAACAGUUUCUAGACCUGGCUUUUGUAAUAACAAAACUGGAAUGACAGCAUCACACUCAUCCUCUGUAGUGUUCUCUAAUUUUCAAAGCUGAUCACUCAAACUGGGUUUUUCAUUUUUGUAUCCAAGUUUCCUUUUUUUGUCUUUUAUAGAGUAUUAAUAAGUAAACAUGAUAUUGUCAUGUUUUUUUAUUGCUUCAUUUCCUAAUCAGCAAGACUAUGUGAUGUUUGAUCUAUUUAUUUUAUUUCUCGCAUCUGAACAUUUUUGGUCAAAUAAUGUGACAAGAAUACUGGAACAAUGAGGUCCGUCAAACAAGCAGACAACUCGAUGAACACAACAAUAAAGAAAAUCACCUCUGGUUGAA